GUCUGUCCUGACUCAGCUCAGCAGUCUCCAGUCUACCAACUGGUCUCUGUAAUAACUAUUUAAAUCAGUCUGUCCUGACUCAGCUCAGCAGUCUCCAGUCUACCAACUGGUCUCUGUAACUUCAUCUUUGUCUCUGUGGUGUACAGUCUUCAGGUGAUGAUGGGGGUAUUGAAUCAUCUCUCUACUCUCCUCCUUCUCUCUCUCCUUCCUCCUGCUCUCUCUGGUGUGAACAGGUUCGAUCCAGAGUGCCAAGAGUUCUUCCUGGAGGGGACAAAUCCAAAUCUCCCAGGUAUUUUGGUUGGUGGGACAGUCCAGAACCAGAACCGCUACAAGCCGAUCUGCCAGUUGUUCAAAAACAUCUACAGGUUUGCAACUCUCUACGACACGACCAACAAGAUCCCUGUGUUCUCAGCCUACACCUUCACUGGUCCUCCUACAGACUGCAGACCAAGUCAGUCCUGGAUGAUAGAGCCUCAGCUCGAAAAUGAAAAUGUCAAACUUAAUGGCAAACUGAACAUGAAAUGUUGUAAAGUUGUCAACAACCAGGCUGCGGACACAGACUACUAUAAAAACGGCAUGGGUCUGCAUAGAGGUCACUUGUUCCCAUGUUCAUACGCACCUGAUGAUGAUACCAUGAUGUCCACUUUCACCCUGACGAACGCCGUUCCCCAGGAAAGAUCCUUCAACCAAGGCAGCUGGAAGACAAUGGAGGGCAGAGUCAGAGAAGCUCUUGUGAAGAACUGUAAGGAUAACAACAAGAUAAAAGCUUAUGUGGUGACUGGAGCCGUUCCCAGCAACAACAUCCAACUGAACAACAGAGUGAACAUCCCAGAUCUCAUGUGGACAGCCUACUGCUGUUACAACAGUGAGAAGGACAAGUGGAUGGCCGGGGCACACUGGGGUGAGAACAAAGAGAAACGGAAUACAAAAGUAUUGGAACCCCAUUCCUUGGCUGAUCUGAAUGUAAUGUUGAACCAAUAUUACCAUGUUGAUGGUGUCGUAGUUGGUGAUGUCAAGGUGUUCCCAGAUCAGUGUUCAAAUGGUGUUAUUCCAACAGAGCUUCUUAAGGGGAAAAACAAGGUUAUUCGUGUCUCUCAAAAAACAAAAACAAAAACAAACUCGAAACGGAAAUUGAACGGUGGUGUCCAGGUGAAACCAAAAAAGGUUCAAAAGAAAAGUAGAAAUAAAAAUAAUGGGGUGCAAAGGAGCAAAAUAAAUAAAUAAAUUAAAUACAGUUGGGAAAGAGGUAGUUGUUUGGGCUAAAUUAUAGGUGGGCUAUGUACAGGUGCAGUAAUCUGUGAGCUGAUGAUGAUGAUGUAGUGACAUAACCACCAGGAACCUGUGACAUCAUCAGGUCAAGCAGGUAAUAAUGAACCUGGUUUAGUCUGACCUGAGUUUCACUCUGUGAUCAACAUUCACUAUUGUUAGAAAUAUUAUGAAUAAAUGAAUAAACAAUAUUCUCAUUUUAAAUUGAAUUGUAACUAAGUAAACUUAUACUCUGUUUUAUUAUAUCUGAUUAACUAUAUGAGUUGGUAAGAAGGGAUUGUGUGACACGGACAAGGAGUAAUUAAAGUUAAUGAACACCAUUCCAACUAGGAAGAAAGAAAUGGGUUGUGGAUUAAGUAAACAGAUAAGGUAGUUAACCUGUGGUUGAACCGACCAAACUGAGCUCUGAGGUGUUUUAGAUAAGACAGUGAGUGCAUUCCUAGGUUUUCUGUUAAUUAGAACUGUCAGCUAAGUGGUGAUCGAUAAUGGUGAGGAGUCAAAAGUUAAUUAAGUUGUGUUGUGUGUCUUGUGUAUGUGCUGGGGGGGUCAGAAUGAACUCAAAAUUAACUUUUAAAGUUCCCUUUGUCCCGGUCAAGAGGAGGGGAUCCUGUUAAGCAAUGAAAUGACGUCAUGUUUUUGUAUAUAAACUGUUGUUCGUGGUAACGUGAGAAUGUGCUCCGAGAAUAAAUUAUGUUACCUAUUA
Messenger RNA from Oncorhynchus keta (chum salmon), 1969 nucleotides. RefSeq names its product endonuclease domain-containing 1 protein-like. The coding region runs from base 157 to 1224 and encodes 355 amino acids. NCBI's taxonomy places the organism in Eukaryota, Metazoa, Chordata, Actinopteri, Salmoniformes, Salmonidae. The record is from RefSeq and is a predicted model, not a curated record. The transcript has 2 exons. Gene Ontology annotation, molecular function: nucleic acid binding; hydrolase activity; metal ion binding.